AGACGUUAUACGAACAACACGACACCAAUCAGCGAUAAGAACGAACUGACAAUGUCCAUGCGGAGCUCUGCUCACCGAUCACCGCAUCGUACGCCUCCGAGAUUCGCCGCAUCUCGACUAACGCCGGGAAAACGAAAAUCUCCUUUCAUCGCCGAUCGCUUUAUUCCAAGCCGUUCUGCUGCAGACUUUGAUUACGCUCAUUACGUACUCACGUCUGGCCGCAACGACGAGCUGGAUGUCGAUUGCAGUCCUGCAAAGCGAGAGUUUUCGAAAGCGAUGAGUGAAAACUUGGCGGGAUCGAAGGCGUCCAAUGGAAAAAUACUACACUUUGUGUCGAGGCCUCCUGGCUGCCCUAACAGUCAUGAGAGCAGUGUGAAGGCUGUAUAUAAACACUGCACUUCACCCAAGACGCGUCGUGUAGCUCGUGCUAUUCCACAAGUUCCAGAGAGGAUUCUAGACGCACCAGAAGUCGUCGAUGAUUUCUAUCUAAAUCUUGUGGACUGGGGAAAGAACAACCAAUUGGUAGUAGCUCUGGGUGGGUGUGUCUACAUGUGGAAUGCAUCAAGUGGUCAAACGACUCAACUACUGGAGAUGGACUCACAAGAUGACUUCAUUGCAUCUGUUGCUUGGUCUCACAAUGGUGACUACCUCGCUGUCGGUUCAACUCAAAAUACUGUCCAGCUGUGGGACGUGGCAAGUAUGAAACGUGUUCGCACGAUGAAGAGUCACUCAUCUCGUACUCAAUGUCUUGCCUGGAAUGGCAGCACGUUGUCCAGUGGAUCUGCAGACGGUUCAAUUCAUCAGCAUGAUGUGCGUGUUGCUAAUCAUCUCACAGCCGUCUUUUCGGCUCACUGUCAAGGAGUAUGUGGACUUAACUGGUCAUGUGAUGGCAAACUGCUCGCCAGUGGAGGAAAUGACAACAUGGUUAACAUUUGGAAAGCUGGAAUGAGCACAGGAUGUGACCCACUACACACACUGAGACAACACCAAGCAGCAGUCAAGGCUGUUCGUUGGUGUCCAUGGCAGAACAGUUUAUUAGCAACAGGUGGAGGAACUGCUGACAGAUUUAUUCGCCUGUGGAAUGCCAGCACAGGCCAAUGUCUAGCACAAACAGACACAAAAUCUCAAGUAUCCGGAAUUUUGUGGUCACGUGAGCAUCGUGAACUCGUCUCUAGUCACGGAUUUUCACGUAAUCAAUUGACCAUAUGGAGAUAUCCAAACCUGAUCAAAGUCACUGAACUAGAGGGACACACUAGUCGUAUCUUGUGUCUUGCAAUGAGCCCAGACGGAUCACACGUUGUGUCUCUCGGAGCAGACGAAACCCUCCGGAUAUGGAACUGCUUUGCUCCAAAACAAACGACAGCAAAGAAAGCAGCAACAGCCGACCAUACCAUCUGUGCCAUACGAGCAAGUCGUAUACGUUGAUUAGUUUUCCAGUUCAUUGAAUGAAUGUCACAUCUACUGACUCGACAGAAAGUUUUUAGUGAUGUUUUAGAUGUCGGAUAAAUUUCUAUUAAUUAAAUAGAUUUGUCAGACUGUUA
This is a messenger RNA of Corticium candelabrum, 1541 nucleotides long. Its product is annotated as cell division cycle protein 20 homolog. Gene Ontology annotation, cellular component: anaphase-promoting complex. Gene Ontology annotation, biological process: positive regulation of anaphase-promoting complex-dependent catabolic process; anaphase-promoting complex-dependent catabolic process; positive regulation of ubiquitin protein ligase activity. The record is from RefSeq and is a predicted model, not a curated record. The transcript has 8 exons. The coding region runs from base 52 to 1425 and encodes 457 amino acids. NCBI's taxonomy places the organism in Eukaryota, Metazoa, Porifera, Homoscleromorpha, Homosclerophorida, Plakinidae. Gene Ontology annotation, molecular function: ubiquitin ligase activator activity; protein binding; anaphase-promoting complex binding.